Messenger RNA from Arachis duranensis, 894 nucleotides. RefSeq lists its product as uncharacterized. The coding region runs from base 1 to 894 and encodes 297 amino acids. Lineage: Eukaryota; Viridiplantae; Streptophyta; Magnoliopsida; Fabales; Fabaceae. Gene Ontology annotation, molecular function: catalytic activity. The record is from RefSeq and is a predicted model, not a curated record. The transcript is spliced from 2 exons.
AUGUUGGGAGAAGGAUGGGAGGAGCCCAAACCCCCAGAUAUCGCCAUGCAACCAAUGGGCCAAGAACAAGCCAGCCCAAAUGAUACAGGACAAGCUAUGGAUGAACAAAAGGGUGAUGCAAGGCCAGAUGAUGGUGCUGUUGGAAAGGCUUUCAGCAGAGCCUGUAAAGAAUAUAUUAGGGUCCAUAAACCAGACAUUGUGGCUCUUCAAGAGACAAGAUGUAGUGGUGAUAAUGCAAAAGAGGUAAUAAAAAACUUGGGCCUCAAUAACUUUAUUUUGGUGGAGGCUAGAGGGUAUAGUGGAGGGAUUUGGAUUCUUUGGAGAAAUGAUAAUAUCAACAUCAAACCUAUUCAACUUCAUAGUCAAUACAUUCACGCAAUUGUGGAGGAGAAUAACAAGGCCCACUGGCUUCUUUCUAUCAUCUAUGGUAGCCCUAGAGAGAUGGAGAGAAGGGAAGCGUGGGAAGAAAUCAGAGAGUUUGCAAGAAACAACACUAAACCUUGGUUGAUGGUAGGUGACUUCAAUGCCAUUGCCAACAUUAAUGAAAAGAAAGGAGGUGCCCCUGCUGAUAGAAGAAAAUGCUUGGAAUUUGCAAACUGGAUCUCAGACUGCAAUCUCAUAGACAUGGAAGCUAAGGGUUCAAAGUUCACGUGGAGGGGAGCUGUCAGGGACAAUAGGGAUCGUGUUUUUGAAAGGCUCGAUAGGGGUCUUUGCAAUAGUGAUUGGCGAAUCCAAUUCCCAGAAGCUUAUGUGAUGUGUCUAACCCGCACCCACUCAGACCAUCACCCACUAUUGAUAAAAUGCAAUGGAGACAUUACUGUAAAUAGAAAUCGGCCUUACAGAUUUGAGACGUUUUGGAUGCAGCAUCAAGUUUUCAAAAGGUGCAGGACAUGA